AUGAGUAGAGCUUACUUCCGAGGCAGCGACAUUCCUGAUAAUUCUGUUAAUGUUAUAAAACCACAGCUUACAUUAAGCGCCGGUGAUGAAACUCAAGAAGUUGAUCUUCCUAAGUGCUAUUGUCAAAACUUGUCUGAAAGAUAUGCUCCUACCAGUGAGUUAGACAGCGCUGAGAACUUAUACAGGAAAGUAAAAUAUAGCCACUAUUUAAAGACAACAGAGCGAUUUUCCUCAGUUGCCAAUAUUGGUAAUCAGUUAAAUCAAUUAUUUAACUCAAACAUUGGUCUCUUCAACAGUCCCAUAAGAUAUCCUACCAAUGCUGCCAACGAAUUACCUUCAAAUUACAGCUCUUUCCCCGACAUCGCCUCUAUUUUGAAUACAAAAGAAGUAGAAUCGCUUGACGUAUUCUUAAGUUUCUACAAUUUGCCAAUGGUCGAAAGUAUUAGAAACAAAAAGCUAUCUAUUCUCACUUUUUCGGGUCUCGACCAACAAACCAUUAUUGAUGUAAAUGCGUUCUACGGGAUGCCUAUAGAUAAUCCACCAGCCGACAUUCUUAAUUUCAUUGGAAUAAAAUUCAAAAAUAUUAUCCAGUCUCAUCUACAGGAAACUCGUUUCAAAAAUUCUUUUGCUUCCAAGUUAACGGAACAAAUUAAUUACCCAAGAAAUGACCAAGGUUUAGUAUUACCAAAUAACCAGAGGUUUAUUACGUUAGAGAAUUUCAUUAAUACAGAAAACAAUGAUUAG
Saccharomycopsis crataegensis is the source of this 744-nucleotide messenger RNA. RefSeq lists its product as uncharacterized. NCBI's taxonomy places the organism in Eukaryota, Fungi, Ascomycota, Saccharomycetes, Ascoideales, Saccharomycopsidaceae. The record is from RefSeq and is a predicted model, not a curated record. The coding region runs from base 1 to 744 and encodes 247 amino acids. The transcript has a single exon.